GAUGCAUCUGCAUAAACACCAAUAGACCUCACCUACACAUAUAGAUUAAACUAUAUAACUACUUAAAAACCCUAGCUUCGUUUUGUUCCCCUUUCCGUCUCCCAUCAGCAGCACCACUAGCAGUAGCGGCGGGUAGCUUUAAAGCUUCAAGAAUGGGGAUAGAUUUGAAAAGAGGAGGUAAGUCCAAGAAGACCAAACGUACAGCUCCGAAGUCGGAUGAUAUCUAUCUUAAGCUUCUUGUUAAGCUGUACCGGUUUCUUGUGAGGAGAACUGGAAGCAGGUUCAAUGCUGUGAUAUUGAAGAGGCUGUUUAUGAGCAAGAUCAACAAGGCCCCACUUUCUCUUUCUAGGCUUAUUACAUUCAUGAAGGGAAAGGAGGACAAGAUUGCUGUGCUUGUUGGGACAGUAACUGAUGAUAUUAGAGUCUAUGAGGUGCCUGCAUUGAAAGUCACUGCUCUGAGGUUUACAGAGACAGCUAGGGCCAGGAUUGAGAAGGCUGGAGGAGAGUGCUUGACAUUUGAUCAGCUUGCUUUGAGAGCUCCACUGGGACAGAACACAGUUCUCCUCAGAGGUCCGAAGAAUGCUCGUGAAGCUGUCAAACACUUUGGCCCAGCUCCAGGUGUGCCACACAGCCAUACCAAACCAUUUGUGCGCGCCAAGGGAAGGAAGUUUGAGAAAGCUAGAGGAAAGAGGAACAGUAGGGGCUUCAGGGUUUAAUUUUGUUUUAGUGAGAGUGAGGCAGUUUGUUUUGAUUGACUGUUCCAAUUUUUGUGCAACUCUAGGUAUCCAAGGAUCAUUUUCAUGAUAUUUUAACUUUGGUUAUCUAUUUAUCUGCUUGGAUUGUUUAAUGCACAGCAAUCAUGCUUGGUCA
Messenger RNA from Populus nigra (black poplar), 870 nucleotides. Its product is annotated as large ribosomal subunit protein eL18y. Gene Ontology annotation, biological process: translation. Gene Ontology annotation, molecular function: RNA binding; structural constituent of ribosome. The coding region runs from base 153 to 716 and encodes 187 amino acids. The record is from RefSeq and is a predicted model, not a curated record. Gene Ontology annotation, cellular component: cytosolic large ribosomal subunit; ribosome. Lineage: Eukaryota; Viridiplantae; Streptophyta; Magnoliopsida; Malpighiales; Salicaceae. The transcript has 5 exons.